This is a messenger RNA of Ipomoea triloba (trilobed morning glory), 2414 nucleotides long. Its product is annotated as transcription factor MYB3R-3. Gene Ontology annotation, biological process: regulation of DNA-templated transcription. The transcript is spliced from 9 exons. Gene Ontology annotation, cellular component: nucleus. The record is from RefSeq and is a predicted model, not a curated record. Gene Ontology annotation, molecular function: DNA-binding transcription factor activity, RNA polymerase II-specific; RNA polymerase II cis-regulatory region sequence-specific DNA binding. NCBI's taxonomy places the organism in Eukaryota, Viridiplantae, Streptophyta, Magnoliopsida, Solanales, Convolvulaceae. The coding region runs from base 472 to 2112 and encodes 546 amino acids.
AUCAAACACGAAUGGUUGAUUUUAAUCAACGGCUAAAAUUGCCCGGGAAGCAUUACACACCAUGCACUUGACCGACAAUUUAACCAUAUUUGAUUUCUUUUUGUUUUUUUGGGUGAAACUGUUAACGGCGUCGUUACGGAACCUCCUAGUAGUCGCUCUCCCCAUCAUCAGACCCGAACACUUAACGGCACAACAGACGGCACCGUCGGUGACCCUUAGCUAUCCGUUAUAUACAAAACCUUUUUUAACGCAUAAAUAUAUAUUUAGAUUUACUCUUAUAUUCUCAUUCAACGGGCGAGGUUUUUCCUUCGAAGCGAAAGCUCAAUUGUUUUCCUUUUCGAUUUUUACGGAGAAGACUCAGAGGUUUGAUGUGGUCCAAGGAUUUCGGUUCGAUGAGCUCGAACUGAAUUCCCGCCAUUUUUUCCUUCCCGUUUGAGCAUUGAGUUUUGAAAGUUGAGGUGUGAGCCUAAGAUGGAUCAAGCUAGAACAGAGGAUUGCUGGGUGGAGAAUAAGCAAUCAACACCUGCUUCAAGUUCUUCAGUUUCUGAGAAUAGUGGGAGUACUAACUUCAAGUCACCAGAGAUCUCUAGCCCCAUGACGUCGUCACCUUCGAAUCAGAGAGCAAGUGGUCCUAUAAGACGAGCAAAGGGUGGCUGGACUCCUGAGGAGGAUGAUAUGUUAAAGAAGGCUGUUGCAGCAUACAAUGGGAAGUGUUGGAAGAAAAUAGCUGAAUUCUUUCCCAGUAGAUCAGAAGUACAAUGCCUGCAUCGGUGGCAAAAGGUUCUAAAUCCAGAUCUUGUAAAAGGUCCCUGGACUCAGGAGGAGGAUGAUAGAAUCAUUGAACUUGUAGGGGAGUAUGGGCCUACAAAAUGGUCUAUCAUUGCAAAGUCAUUACCUGGUCGAAUAGGAAAACAAUGCCGAGAGAGGUGGCACAAUCAUUUGAAUCCUAAUAUAAAGAAGGAUGCUUGGACAUUAGAGGAGGAGCUAGCACUCAUUAAUGCUCAUCAUGUCCAUGGGAAUAAAUGGGCUAAAAUAGCAAAGGUCCUACCUGGAAGGACUGAUAAUGCAAUAAAGAAUCACUGGAACAGUUCUUUGAAGAAAAAAUUGGAUUUCUAUUUGGCUACAGGAAACCUACCACCUGCUGCUAAGAAUGGCCACCAAAAUGGUUGUAAAGAUAUCAGUAGAACAGUUACAAAGAAUAAGCGGCUUCAGUGCUCAAAGAAACAAUCUGAUUCAACUGGCCUGGAGUCACCAGCAACAACAGAUGUAUGUAUAUUCCAAGUAGACGGUAAGGUUCACGAAGAACCCAGGACACCCGUCACGGUUAUGAACAUGGGUGCUUCAACCAGUGUUCAGCAGAAUAAGCCUGCUAAUUCUGAAAGUGUUCAAUAUGAGGUGCAGUCAUCAGUGUGUCCGCAACGGAUUGAUACAAUUCAUGCUAUUUCUAGUACAGAUCUAAAGUUCGAGAGCUGCAGAGUUAGUGAUGAAAACGGGCAACAUAAGUUGGCAUUUUCUGGUAUCCCUACAUACAUUACUGUAUACUAUGAUUCCCCACAACUACAUAGUUAUGUUCAGCUGGAGAGAGAUCAUCAAAAUCUCCCCUGGGCACAUCAUGAAUCUCAGCAAAGUCCUAGUUUGCUACCUGCUACUUUUCUAACACCACCCAGCCUUAAAGGGAGCAAUUUGUAUGGACAAACCCCCGAGUCUAUACUAAAAAUUGCUGCCCAAAGCUUCCCAAAUACACCCUCUAUAUUAAGGAAGAGAAAAACUGAUGUUCGGUUAAUCACACCAUCAAAGGUUGUAGAUGGUAAGAAACCUCGUACAUCUUCUGAGGAGCAACGGAUUGACAUGUCAGAAAACUCUGGUCUGCAAGAUGGAAGUCCGUCUCGGAAUUCUUCAUAUAAUAACAGUGGACUGAGCAGCACCCAAGUUUAUAAUGCAUCUCCUCCAUAUCGGUUAAAAUCAAAACGUACUUCUGUCUUGAAGUCUGUGGAGAAGCAGCUUGAGUUUGCAUUCGAGAAAGAGCAGUCUGAUGAUACUACUUCAACUGUAAAACAGAUUUCUCAGGCGACCAAGGAUUCGCCUCAUAAAUCAAAGAUGGCCAUCACCUAGAUUAGUGCCAUAAGUCCAAGCAUGGUAAACAACCUUGCGAUUUAACAUCGUUACAUUUUAAUAAACCCUACAUGACGCUGUGGCCCCGUGCAUUGAAUCCCACAUUUCCCACCCAUCUACAGGUAAUAUCCUAACAGCAAAUGGAGUUUGUUUCGUACUAUGUUGUGCUGUCUCAAGCAGCAGUUUGUUGCCACGUUUUAAUCAUGUGUCAAUUUGAUUCUUCUGAAAUAAGGAUAUAAUGGCAUUAUUGCAUAAACUGGAUGUAGUGAAUUCUCUUAGACUGAAAUAUUUACUGUCAUCUU